Messenger RNA from Owenia fusiformis, 3339 nucleotides. The record is from the annotation of a GenBank genome assembly. Lineage: Eukaryota; Metazoa; Annelida; Polychaeta; Sabellida; Oweniidae.
CGGCAUUAUAUUCUUAUUUGAUCAUUUAAGUAUGUUCAAAUAAAUGUUUAUACCUAAAACCGGCUUAUUCACAUAAAUGAAAUAGCGAGGGGUCUUAUUUAUCGAGCGGCUUUGUGUGAGUCAACCAGUUUUGAGAGGACCGGUUUAUGCCAACAAUACAUUAGGAGGGUGGAACCAGUUGGACGGGUUUUGGACGGAAUAAUGAGUGCUCAGAGCUCUUCCCGGGGCGAAAGCAAUGAAGUGACAUCUGACCAUGAAUCAAUACUGCGACCAUGUGGAAAAGAGGAGGUACCACAGGAUCUCAAGGCAUUCUUUGGACAUCCCCUGACAGCAGCCACAACUGCGAUCAACGGGGACGAGCAUGCAUCAGCCCUUGCACUACUCCAUGAGUACCACAACUUACCAGCAAUAGACCGCAGUGAUAUUAAAAUCAGGGAUAAAUACCAAGAUUUCCCAAAUAAUCCUGGGAAUGUUGGGAGACGGAAGGACGAAAGAGCCGACGGAGCUUAUAACACAGGCGACGCCCCGAAUGUUGAAGAAUACUUCACCAAUAGCGAAAGCAGCAAUUCUAAUAAAUCCACUUCGACAAACGUACAGUUUUCUCUGGCCGACAGUCCUCAAAAGAGCCCGACAACUAGCACGGAGCCAAAAGAACAGCUAUCAGAUUUAUCAACGUCUCAACACAACGGCGUCCAUGAGACAACGGGAAGUAAUAAAAACCUGACUCACACCUCAACCCACCAGAAUGAAGAUUAUAAAUCGCCAGUGAAAAACGACGUGUAUCCAUCACAACACAUCACUUAUUAUCCCGGUGACAAUCAAAUAGUAGAAGGAGUAGUACCCAAUCAGGUGUCUUCAACUCAACAAGGACAUAAUGUAGAACCGACUGCGACGCUGGCAUCUGCAUCAUUUAGCCAGGAACCACCUCAACUAGAUUUCGUUGAUCAGUCAACUUCAUCAGAAACAUUCACUCGGACAACGAUCGGUACACCCAGUAAGGAACAUGAAACUUUGGAUGAAUUCCAAAAUGAUGAUUUCGCAAUGCUCCCAUCAUAUUCUUCUACUAAUGAUGAUUCCGACUCAGACAUUCCACCGAUUCUUGAUAAUAUGGUAGAUACCACUAUAGAAGAGAACAACAACUCCGUAACCGAUGAGCUCAACAGAGAGAGCGACGAUGACAAGAAACCUUCAGAUUCAACGAAGAAAAUAAUUCAAAUAUUGAAUGAAAAAAUUAGGAAAAAACAAUCAAAUGCAAACGUCAAUUCGGAAGACCAAAUUCAUAUUAAUGAAAUAAGCCAAAUUAUGAAAGAAGUUUUGGACAAAUCUGCUGCAAAAUGUCGCUCCAAAGCUCAAGCAAAGAAAAAGAAGACCGGAAAGAGUAAACAACAAGAUACACAAGAUAAAACCCAGGCAAGUGCGAGCCAGUCUGCACCAAACAUGACACAGUUGUUGAAUCAGCAGACCCAGAUGCCCCAACGCUUCCACAUUCCACCUCAAGGCAUUGUCCCCUUACAAAAUCCACCGCCACUAACCGCAAAGCCAGAUGCGCAGGGGCGUUGGUUUCAACAAGGUGGACAAGUUCCAGUUAGAAUAAUGGGGCCUUAUAAUGACUGGAGUGGACCAUACCCAGGCCAAACUAUGCAAGGUCAACGUUUCCCUAUGGCAGCGUCCCCAAUGUUUGGCCCUAAUGUUGGGCAUCAUCAGGGGUAUUACAUGGACGCUGGUGGGUACCAAGUUGGAGUAAUGGACCACAGACAGCCCAUGAUGCCAAUGAUGAAUGAUAACCAGAAUCAUAUGGUUCAACAAAUGCCAGUUCAACACAUGAUGCCAAAUCAAUAUCAGGAUAAUAUGCAGCCAAAGUUAAUCGAUAACGGACUCAACGGAGCGUGCAAUGAUAUGCCAAACAGCGUGUCGGUGUAUGUAAACACGCUAGGUGUUGAUGCUGUAAAGGAACCUCCUGAAGAUGAUAAGCCAAAUGAAAAGAAACCAACUAAAAAAGCAGCCAAACGUAAAAGAUCUCAGUCAACUGGAAAGAAUGCGGUGAUACUACAGCAGGCAGCCAAUCCGCAGCCAGUGUAUACUCCCUCACUCGUCAUACCAAAAAGAGACCCUGAUCCCACCGGCUAUACAUGCUACAUAGAAUCUCCUAUAUCAAAGGCGCAACGCAUUGAAGAAGAAAAAAUCACUUAUAUGAACAAAGGGCAGUACUAUGGCUUAACACUAGAAUACAAAAAUAAAGGAAGAAGUUUGAAGUGCAAUACAGUGAAGUCACUCAUUAUGCUCCUAUUCCGAGAAGACAAGGAUCCGAACCAGGAUAUGAAAGCUUGGGAUUUCUGGCAUAGCAGGCAACACAGCAAUAAACAAAGAAUCAUAGAUAUAGAUAUAAAAAAUAGUACGGGUAUAAUAUCUAGCUGCGCUGAGGAUGUUGCCUCUAAUGCUGUCGUGGUGAGAUGGAACCCUUUGGAGCAACCAGCCAAGAUAAGUUUCACGGUGAAUUGUCUUAGUACGGACUUUAGCAAUCAGAAGGGCGUGAAAGGCUUACCACUUCACGUACAGGUAGAUACGUUUGAAGAGCUUAAGUCUGAGACACCAAUUCACAGAGCAUAUUGCCAAGUGAAGAUAUUCUGUGACAAGGGUGCCGAGAGAAAAACUCGAGAUGAAGAAAGGAGAAAAGAGAAGAGUAAAUUCCAGCCGGAAUUAGGACGUAAGAAAGAAUCCGACAACAAUAUUGUCUAUCACGAAUCUGAGGAGAGGUCAAAGUUUUAUUCCAUGGUGAAUCUGGAGAAAAAACCUCUGUUGUUCCGUCCUAUAGUAGACUACGAAAGCUUCUCAUUCCAGUGCUCGGUGCGCCCCGUCUCACAAGUAGUAAACAGCGAGAAAGCAGACUCAACCAGUACUGAGUUUACCGACACAACACCUGCAAUUAAAAGGGUGAAGUUGUCCAAGCCCCAAGAGCCACAAUCUGCCAUAACUACCACUACUAGUACAACAUCAACUACACCAGCACAUCCAUGCCCAGGUACACCAAAGGAAGAACAACAAAAAGUACUGCUGUACGUCAGGGACGAGCAUGAGAAAGUCUUCACUGCACUAUUAUUGCACAGUCCUACAGUUGUGCAUCUGUCACAGGCGAUAGAAGAAAAGUAUAACAUUCCUACACACAAACUAAGAAACAUAUAUAAAAAGGGUAAAAAAGGUAUACUGGUGAGGAUGGACGACAAUAUUCUAACACAUUAUCCCAGUGAGACAACGUUCAUCAUCGACAUUGACGAGAAAGACGACCAAUGGGAUCUGGAUGACCAUUAUUAUGAUGUGACAUUCACAGAGACAUCAGAAUAA